UCAACUCCCUCCGCCGCCAUCGCCGAAGGUAGUUUCGCAGUCGCCGCUCAACCGGACGCACGUCGCGCUGUCCACCCCGACUCGGCUCACAGGAGAGGUGCGCGCCAUGUGACGACCCUGGAACCGUUGUUUAUUAGUCAGUCAGCCUAGUUGUUGGAGCCGAGGGUUCGGUAGAACGAAGCAAAGAUCUUUCCUCCGGUAACACAGAGAGGGAAAGAGAAGAUAGGAGUGCGCGAACGUGCUUUUCCAUAUAAUUUCUUUGACUUUAAGUGGUGGAUCACUCGCGCCAAAGUGAAGAGUUAACUGUAACGCAAGUAGGUGAAGCAGGCCAGAGGUCGGGGUCAUCACACUCACCUGGUAUCGGAAGAGGAACUGGAACACGAGUCAAGUAGGAGUAUAAGGUGUCGCAUCCACCGACACGAACGUAUUACCGAUAGCAGUCGACCAGAACGGUGGGCUCUGCACGUGCGAAGACCAUGGGCACGCCGCAAACCCUGAGUAUAGUGAGCGUUGUGCUGGCGGCGGUACUCGUGUCGGUGUCCGCCAAGCCCAUUGUGGAUCCCGGCUUGUUCGUGAUCCAGGGAGUGACCAGCUGCCUCAAUGGCACGGGCUACUGCAUGCUCGGAAACAACUGCUCCAUCGACGUGGAUUUCCUCCCUGCAGGCAGCGGUCAUUGCAAGGGACUCAGGGAUGCCUUCACGCCUAAAAUUGACUUCAUUUGUUGCAAGUACAAUCCUUUCGGGAAAGCCACCAGCGAGCCUCCCACCACCACCGUCUCCACCUACACCAUCACGGACGUCUUCUCGCUCAUCGACGAGGAGAUAAUGCACGGGCAGCAGCAGGAAGAUUACUCCGACAUCAACCCCGACAACGUGAUUGACAUCGUGGGCGUCGUGACGGACUUCACAGGCAUCGUGGGUCUCGUCACACGCCCAUGGACGGGGACAUUCCCCACCAAGGCCACCUCGCCCACCACCACGCCCAUGACGCCCUCCGACCCGCCCACGACGCCCGCCCCUGUGUCGCCCGCCACGCCCCUCUCCCCAGGCCAGACGGAGGCGACGGAGGAGGAGGCCGUCACGGAGGCCACUCCAGAACCUACGGAGAGCUACAACGAGAUUCCUGUUGGGAUGACCGAAGGGGGCGACGCAGAGGUACAGCAGGAGACGACUCAGCAGGGAGACUCCACCACGCCUCCCUCGGAUCUCACGCCCGCAGCAGGCGCAACCCCGCCCACUUCGAUCGCCCCUGAGGUUGUGGGAGCCUCAGACGAUUCUUCGGAAUCUGACGAGGAAGUCGACAUGAAUGCCAUUAUCUUCCCAGACGACCCUAUCCUCGCCGGACGACCCGAGACGGAAGCCCUGGAGGCGGUGACCGAGUCGCAGGUGGCAGACACUCACGACGAAGCUCACGUCGAAGGCGCCCUCAUCCAGAUUCUGGAAUCCAGCGUCGUCGGCGAACACCCGAGCCAGGUUUCGCAGACGACUCAGGCAUUUGCAGCGAGCGGCGUUUCCACGUCUCCUCCUGCUCUGGGGCCUCUCGGGGUUCAGCAGGUCGACAUCACUGGCGAGAUAGGCGAAGAAACGGACUAUGACUACUACGCGAACUACCCCGACCAGAUACUCCUUCAGCCCGUCAACCAGAAUAUCUGCGGCUUUAAAGGAGCCAAGCCUUAUGACGACCAGCUGAGCAGCAGGAUCCUCGGCGGCGUCGUGGCGUCGACGGUGGAGUGGUGCUGGGUGGCGGCCAUCAUGGAGCGACGGCAGGGAGGCAACAAGUUCGUGUGCUCCGGCGCCCUCGUCGAGUCCAACCUCGUCCUCACCACCGCCACCUGCCUCAAAAGACUGCAGAACCGCGACCUGUCUCGGUACAUCGUGGUGUUCGGCGACAGCAACCUGCGCGAGGACCUGCCUUACGGGGUGCAGUUCCACUCCCUCGCUGAGGUGGUCGCCCACCCCGACUACUUUACCUCUGGGGGCGCGCACGCUAGUGACAUAGGCGUGAUAAGGCUCCGCGACCACGCGACGCUGAGCGACAACGUGUGCCUGGUGUGCAUGGCCCAGCAGGACGCCAUGUUCCCUGCGCAGACCUGCACCGUCACGGGCUACGGCGUCGGCGACAUCCCACCGCCCAUGCUCAAGGACGUCCAGAACACGGUGCCGCUGGAGGGCAUCCUGAGGCAGCUUUCGGUCCCCGUCCAUAAGGAGGCCGACUGUCGAGACACUUUGCGCAAUGUCACGCGUUCGGAGAUCUUGGCCUCGUCCGAUUCCUUCCUCUGCGCCGGCGGCACGGGCGACGGCAGUGCUUGCUACAGCACGAUGGACGGAGGCUCCCCCCUGGCGUGCGAGGCAGGGGGCCGCUGGUUCCUGGCGGGGCUGGUGUCGUGGACGCGGGACUGCACCGUGCCGGGGACGCCCAAUGUCUACACGCGGGUCUCCUCGUUCACCAACUGGCUCCAGGCGACUCACCUGCGCAUGAUGGGCUUCGCAACGCACCAGAUUAAGCUGACGUGAAACCUUCUUCGUACGUCAUAUGUAGAGGGGUUGCCAUGCUAAGUGUGUCAUGAGGAAGGUGCUGGACUACUACUGUACACUUUUAAAAUUAAGGCCAAAGUCUAAGCGAUGUCUUGCGCUUUCCGAGUCGAAGUUGUUUCAAGGCUUAAGACACUCCAUGAUGAAAUGGCUCUAGGAGAGAAAGAAUGAUUUGGAGAGAUAGUAAUAUUCUCUUGUAGAUUCUGGUGUGAAUGUUAGUGUUCUUAUUUGUUUAAGAUCAUGUGUCGUAGCUUUAUGCCUGUCGGUGUAUUCUUAAGUUUUUUAUUUAUUUUGUUGUGUUCUAUAUGUCUGCAUGUGUAUGUUGAGCAUUUUGCUCCACCAUUCAUUGUGAAAAAAUACAUCUGUCUUCGUGAACUGACUAUGGAAUAAAAUAUAUCACAAAGCGUA
This is a messenger RNA of Penaeus indicus, 2939 nucleotides long. RefSeq names its product serine proteinase stubble-like. Gene Ontology annotation, molecular function: serine-type endopeptidase activity. The transcript is spliced from 12 exons. The record is from RefSeq and is a predicted model, not a curated record. Lineage: Eukaryota; Metazoa; Arthropoda; Malacostraca; Decapoda; Penaeidae. Gene Ontology annotation, biological process: proteolysis. Bases 477 to 2513 code for a protein of 678 amino acids.